Messenger RNA from Acanthochromis polyacanthus (spiny chromis), 2407 nucleotides. RefSeq names its product carboxypeptidase Q. Bases 139 to 1605 code for a protein of 488 amino acids. Gene Ontology annotation, molecular function: metallodipeptidase activity. The transcript is spliced from 11 exons. Lineage: Eukaryota; Metazoa; Chordata; Actinopteri; Pomacentridae. Gene Ontology annotation, biological process: peptide catabolic process; proteolysis. The record is from RefSeq and is a predicted model, not a curated record.
CCGUGCUGCACGCUGGAAUCACGAGUGCGGAAAUACAACUCGCGUUUCCCUGUUUCUGUGGUGUUUUUGAUUUUUCUUCCAGCUGUUUUCAAGUCUACCACCGGCAAAGACAACAAAGACACUAACUCGUCUCGAAGGAUGGCUUGGGAGGGCAGACUCACCUUCCUCCUCCUCUUCUUCUCCGUGCUUCUCAUGCUAUCACAUGUGUGCAACUGUCAUCCUCACUCUGCUCGAUGUAUGAAUUCAACAUGUGCUACCGAUAAAACAUCCAAUAAUACUACAAAGAAAGCUUCAGACAUCGCAGCAGAGGUCGCUGGCUAUGCUGAUGUGGCCAAACAGAUCAUUGACUUGGCUGUGUUCGGUGCCGCCCAGAACCGCUCCUACAGACGACUGGCCGACUUCACAGACACCAUCGGGAACCGUGUUAGUGGUUCGCAAAACCUGGAGUUGGCUAUUAAAUACAUGUUCAACGCCUUAACGCAGGACGGGCUGGAUGUGCAUCUGGAGCCAGUCAAAAUCCCACACUGGGUAAGAGGGAAGGAGAGUGCAGAGAUGAUUGCACCCAGGGCCAAGAGUCUGGCCAUACUGGGGCUAGGUAGCAGUGUUGGAACACCCCCUGAAGGUAUCGAGGCAGCGGUGUUGGUGGUUCAGUCUUUUGAAGAACUGAAGCGCAGAUCCAGCGAAGCCAUGGGGAGGAUCGUAGUUUUUAACCAGCCGUUUGUCAGCUACGGAGAGACGGUGGCUUAUCGGGCUUUUGGUGCCUCUGAGGCAGCCAAAGUAGGAGCUGUGGCCACGCUGAUUCGAUCCAUCACCCCAUUCUCGAUAAACAGUCCCCACACAGGUUGGCAGGACUACCAGGACGGAGUGAGGAGAAUCCCUACUGCCUGCAUCACCGUGGAGGAUGCUGAGCUGAUGUGGCGAAUGGCACAAAGGGGCCAGAAGAUUGUGGUCAGACUCACAAUGGAAGCCAAAACUCUGCCGGACGCUGACUCCUUCAACACAGUGGCUGAGAUAAGAGGCUGGCAGCACCCUGAGCAGGUCGUCUUACUGAGCGGUCAUUUGGACAGUUGGGAUGUGGGCCAGGGUGCCAUGGAUGAUGGAGGUGGAGCCAUGAUUUCCUGGGAGGCCCUGUCACUCAUCAAAGACCUGGGUUUACGUCCCAGAAGGACUUUGCGCACCGUGCUGUGGACGGCUGAAGAGCAGGGUGGAGUUGGUGCUCAACAGUACUAUAAUCUACACAAGGUGAACAUGGCUAACUUUGACCUUGUCAUGGAGUCUGACUUGGGGACAUUCACCCCAGUCGCGCUGCAGUUUACUGGCAGUGACGCAGCAAGAAAGGUGAUGGAAGAAGUGGUCAAACUUCUGGCUCCCAUUAACACGACCAAACUGGAGGCUCAUGGUGAAGGAACGGACAUCUCACCGUGGAUGCAGGCCGGAGUUCCAGGUGCCAGCCUCCAUGUGGCUGACAGUCGCUACUUUUGGUUCCACCACAGUGAAGGCGACACCAUGACGGUCCAGGACCCUCGAGACAUGAACCUCUGCUCGGCAUUGUGGGCCGUGGUUUCCUACGUCGUGGCCGACCUGCAGGACAUGCUGCCCAGGUAGCGCGUAAACAACAGGAUCAUGUGAAUCCCAAAACGCCUGGCUGAAUCCAGGUAGUUUAGAAAUACUUGAGAUUGAAUAGUUAAUUUUUUAAUGCAGAUUUCUGUUUACAGUUUGAAUGUAAAUCGACUUUAGAUCAGAGAGAAUGGAAACUGUGUGAAGACUCUGAUUGAAAUCUGUUAGAUCUAUUAUGGUAAUUUUGAAUGUGAAGCGAGCUGAUGUCAAGGUCCAAAGAGAGGGCAAAUUAAAGUUUAUGUAAAACCCUGUGUGGCAUGAUAGAUACCUGUAUGAUCAGGCUAUAUAAUGACCUUCAUGAUUUUUAGCAGAGAAAAACACAGUAUCUUUAAGUUUGGAAGAAAAAUGAAUAUUUUUAAGUAAAUAGCUGCUUUUAAGUAAUAGGAUUGUGGAUUUUCUCAGGUACUGUAUUUAUAUCCUUUGCACCAGAAUGGAUGAAACGAGGAUGUUUUUAAGUGUAGAAAUAUAUUUUGAAAAAUGUUAGAAAGUCUUAACUUGUGUUUCUGUAUCAGUAGUGAGUUUAUGGAGAAGAAGAAACAAACUGUGAUGAGAAAUUGCAGUGCUGUCUAGAAUUCCCCAGUUUCCUGUGUUAUCUAAAGAAAAACUUUAAAAAUCAGUUUUAAGCUUGUUCAGGUUAACAUUUUAAAUCAUUUCUAUCAACAUUUUUGUUUAUUGUAGCCUCUCUAUUUUUUUCCUAAUGUUAUCUUCAUGAUGUUUUGUAAGAUCUGACACAAAAUCAUUUGGUGCAUCAUUAAAGUAUUAAUCAUUGUUUUACGCAAUGAAACCCGUC